Molecule: messenger RNA, 903 nt
Organism: Porites lobata
Lineage: Eukaryota; Metazoa; Cnidaria; Anthozoa; Scleractinia; Poritidae
Source: the annotation of a GenBank genome assembly
GGUGGUACGGUCAGAAAUCACUUUGAGGAAUAUAAGGCUCCUCAUCUCAAUGCAACCAUGGCAACACUGCUUCAGACAAUAAAGAGCAAGGUAUAUAUCCACUUGAUAAAUGUGGACACCUACCCAUAUCCAUAGACAGGAACAGUAGGGUCGUGGGGUGUAAAUUUGUAUACUUCAGUUCCUCUUGGAACUGUUUUUUGAUAGGUGUGAAAUUAUAAAAAGGAAAGAAAGAUAAAAUGAUGAAUUUAAUUUAUUGUCAAUGUUCAUAUUCUUAGAAAGUGCCUUUAUGUGAAUCAGUGGACAGUGCAAUGUUUGAGUGGAGGGUGGAUCUGACGCAGUCUGGAAAUGGAGAUUUUAUCAGCCCGCCAGUGCAAAGCAAGCUGGUGACGACCACUUGUGGAGUGAGGAGAUCGAAUGGUUUCUUUGACCUGCAUAUUUUUGUAGGAAGUGAAAUGGGCAUCACCUCCCUGUUAACAUCAGGAAUGUAAGUGACUCCUCUAAGAAAAGCAAAAUAACAUUAAGUCAUCAUCAAGUGACACUAAUCAAACAGCAUAUUUAUUUAUAUCACUAGGGAAAACAAUAUAUUCUUGAGUUGCGCAUAGGAAUAAUAUGGCAGAACAACUUCCACCAUCUGUCCUAAUUUAUUUCUGCAGUGUGUCUACUUUUGAUACUUAUGUGAUUAUGUUAUAUUUUUUUUGGUUCUGCCGCCUUUUUCCCGGAUGUCUACAGGUGAUAGUUACAGCUGUUAUAUGAAUACCUUGUCAUUAUGGACAGUUUUCCAUUAAUACAGACACUUUCUGUGGCUGACAAAUAAUUAACGGAUGUCACUGUACGUAUCUUGAAUGAAACACUUACAGUGUUAUUGCAUAUUCUCUCUGUAGGGUUUCAUGGAAAACCGAAUCA